AAGAACGGUUCAACUAUGACGUCAACGUGAUGAUGGGUUCGAAGGGAUUGUCAGUCCAUCGACGACUUCUGGCCAUUCAUCUCUCCGGCCCAACGGUUCAGAGAGGCGGCAUUGUUGUAAUCCACACUUCAUUAUGACGGAAGCGGCAUUGUUGGCAUGCUUGGCAUUUUUGAUCGCUUCGAACGUCGUCCUGGGCCAGGACAAUGCAUUUUCUUACAUCUUGCACCCUUGUCAUAAAAACGACCCCAACGUCAACGAGUGCCUCACCUACUCCGCCAACCAUUUGGCCAUGCACUUUAGAAGAGGGAUACCCGAGCUUGAAAUAGAAGAAGUCGAGCCGAUAAUAUUAGACGAGAUCAACCUCGCCUUGGGAAACGGCCCGGAUGGGUAUCGAGCCACUUUCCGAGACGUCAAAGCUUAUGGAGUGAGCAACUUGACAGUUACUGGAGUUCGGUCAGAUCUGGACACUUUGCAAUUGCAGUUGACUUUCUUCAUCCCUAGAAUUACAGUCAGGGCGCAUUACAGAAGUUCAGGUGUACUGAUAAUGGUACAGGCCACGGGAGGAGGCGACUACUGGGGAAAAUACGAGGGAGUGAGAGCGAAGACUUACCUCAAAGCGAGCAAGCAGGACGUGAACGGUGUGACGUAUUUGAACCUGAAGGACCUCAAGAUGGACUUCAGCGUCCGCGACAUCCAAAUGGGCAUUGAGAACGUCCACAACGGAAACGCUGUCAUAGAAGCCGCUUUGAAUUUGUUUAUCAACUCGCACAGCCAGGAGCUUCUCAGGGAAAUGAAACCUUCAAUAAAGAAAAAGCUUUUGUCCACCAUGGCCCAAUUCGUCGAUAAUCUGUUUUCCAGGAUCCCGUACGAAUACUGGAUCAUCGAAUAAUUAUUAUUUAUUUCAAAACGCAUUUUAUGAUAUCA
Cimex lectularius (bed bug) is the source of this 924-nucleotide messenger RNA. Its product is annotated as protein takeout-like. Lineage: Eukaryota; Metazoa; Arthropoda; Insecta; Hemiptera; Cimicidae. The transcript has 7 exons. The coding region runs from base 134 to 889 and encodes 251 amino acids. The record is from RefSeq and is a predicted model, not a curated record.